UCCAAUUAACAAAACCUAUUAGUCAUCUUCAACCUUCUAUUCUGCCUGUAACCCUCAUUUUGCACUAUACUCUGCAACAUUAAUUAAAAAUGGCGGCUCACCGUCUCCUCUCUCAAGCCCGACAAAUCCGAACAUCAUACUUAUUCAAUCCUUCUACAUUUCAGUCCCUUCACAGAUCACUCUGCUCUUCAUCUUCUUCACAAGAUCUCAAUCUUAAAAACCCCCAACAAUCAUCAUCUGCACCAGUCCAGCCCGUUUCUUACCCAAUCAAACCCAAAGACCCAGUUACCCAAAACCCACAACCCAAUGACCCGAAUGCCCAAAACCCACAACCCAUUAACCCGGAAAGUUGGAGCAGAGAAGAUGCAAGAUUUUUUAAAGAUUAUAACCCGGUUUCGUAUGGGAGUAAAGUUGCACCAUUGCCGGAAGAUAAAGUGAGUGGGGAAAAUGAUGGGUUGAGUAAUGAGGAAAUGGAGGAGGAAAGGAGGAAAAUUGAGAUGGAAAAUAGAAUUAUGAGAAGGGUUUUUCGCGGUAAUGUAGACGAGCCCAAAGUUCCGUUUCCGACUUUGAUUAAGCGGAAAAAGGAGAAUGAUAAAGGUCAGAAAGUUGUUCAUGAUCUUAAAGAGGCGGUCCAUCUUGUCAAGGCGAAUGCCAAGCGCAAUUUUGAUGAGACUUUGGAAGCACAUGUGAAACUAGCUGUUGAUCUGCGUCGAACUGAUCUGAAACUUACUGGUUCACUAUCUCUUCCUCAUGGCAGUGGAAAGGCCCUUCGGGUGGCUGUGUUUGCUGAAGGGGCAGCUGCUGAUGAGGCUAGAGCUGCAGGUGCUGAUAUGGUGGGCGGUGAGGACCUAAUUGAAGGAAUUAAAAGUGGCAAAAUUAACUUAAAAGAAAUUGACAAGUGUAUCGCAGUUCCUCAAUUGAUGCCACGUAUAGGAAAAGAGAUUUCAAAAAAACUCAACCGUUUGACUCCAAACGCAAGAGAUGGUUCUGUUACUACUGAAAUCUCUAAAGCAGUGAAAGAAGCAAAGAAAAACAUCAAGUUUAAGAAAGACAAGUCUGCUAUUGUUCAUGUUGGUCUUGGAAAGGUCAGUUUUACAGAAGAGGCUUUAUGUGAAAACGUGGGUGCAUUUGUUAAUGCUCUUCUGCUUGCAAAACCUCCUGGAUUGAAGAAAAGUUCCAAGUAUGCUGGAUACGUGACCACAUUUCAUAUUUGUAGCACGAUGGGCCCAUCUUUCCCUGUUUCAAUCCAGUCGUUGUCAAUAGCAGCUGAUCGUUACACCAAACUGCAAAUGAGAUAACCAUGGAAUCAACUACAAACUCGAUGCUGUAUCUGGGGUGCCAAAUCUAUUUUUGCUGCUGUUGCAUCUUGAUUGGGUUCUUUUAUACACAAGUUGAUGGUGUAUUUCUUCCGCAUAAGAUUGAUUAGAUGUUAUUUGCUCAACUAAUAAUUAAAUGUAUUUGGAAGAAGUAGCAUUUCAAUAGCUCAGUAAUGUAGAACUGUAAAAUCUUGAUUCAUUUUGGGAAGAUACGUGGCUUUUGGAGAGUGUAAUCAUAGUCAGUAGUAAACGAGUCAUGGUUAGAUAAUGGGCUAUUGAACUGCUGUAUUUAUAGUUAUGUUCACAUCUAUUCCAUUAUACAGUAGGCACACAUUGUUACACAUGAAAA
Messenger RNA from Erigeron canadensis, 1665 nucleotides. RefSeq names its product 50S ribosomal protein L1. Lineage: Eukaryota; Viridiplantae; Streptophyta; Magnoliopsida; Asterales; Asteraceae. The transcript is spliced from 10 exons. The coding region runs from base 90 to 1298 and encodes 402 amino acids. The record is from RefSeq and is a predicted model, not a curated record.